Molecule: messenger RNA, 596 nt
Organism: Geodia barretti
Lineage: Eukaryota; Metazoa; Porifera; Demospongiae; Tetractinellida; Geodiidae
Source: the annotation of a GenBank genome assembly
UCUUUGAUUAGGCCGCAAUGGCCAAGUCACAAGCGACCCACCCGCAGAUCCGGGCACUCCAGUCCUCCUCAUCAUCCCCUCUGGUUGUGGAGCCUAUUCCCCUGCCGAAUGCGGGCGACCCACUCUACUGUGACGUCUCCACUGGCACACAACGCCCCCUGGUCCCCCGGGAAUGGCGACGCACGGUGUUCAAUUCUCUACACAGCCUCUCACACCCAGGAAUCCGAGCAACACAGAAGCUCAUCACGGCCCGGUUUGUGUGGCCUGGUGUCAAUGCUGAUGUCCGCCGAUGGACACGAGCCUGUGUACAGUGCCAGCGCGCCAAGAUACAGAGGCACUCUGUCGCCCCACUCUCUUCCUUCCCCGUUCCUGAUGCCCGAUUCGACGUCGUCCACAUUGAUCUGGUCGGACCACUCCCACCGUCACGUGGGUUCACUUACCUGCCCAUCUCGACAGAGAUACGCCCAACCCAGCGCCAAACCUCGAGUCUACAGCCAUCGCACCAUAUGUCACCACUCGCUCAGGACGACGAGUCCAGUUCCCUAAGUACUUCACCUCGUACACGUCGACAUCAAAAAGUUCCGAUGGGACUGCAG